Dibothriocephalus latus is the source of this 1212-nucleotide messenger RNA. The record is from the annotation of a GenBank genome assembly. Lineage: Eukaryota; Metazoa; Platyhelminthes; Cestoda; Diphyllobothriidea; Diphyllobothriidae.
AUGAGGUGCUUUUCGACAAUAAGACCUGCUCGAUGGCUAGAAGUUACUAAAGGGGCACAGGAUGAAGCCUACGACCUGAGUUUGCGUUAUGAUGUCGACCGGUCGCUUCCGGUCACCAGAUACACAACAAUUCCCUUAAAUCUAAUCAGCAAGAAGGGUGGACACCGUAAUGUCAGCUUUGUGGAAAUGGCUGAAAUCGACGAUGACGACUGGAACUUUCCAAUCAAUCCGGACGCAUUUCGUUUGUAUCCACAGGGUCUUUCAUUGCCCGACGUCAUCCAGAAAUACAGGCAGACCGGCUUGGUUCCAGAGGUUCCGAUAAACAACCCCAAUUUAAAGAUACGCCAUGUCAGCUCUUCGAUUUGCCCACCUGAAGUACAAAACGGAGAUAACUACGACCUCGUGGUACUUGUGAAAUCGGCCGUGUACAACUUUGAGGAUAGGCAAAAGUUUCGCAAACUCUAUGCGCACCUGAGGAAUGACAGCGUCAAGUAUCCGUAUCGUGUCGGAAUAGUGUUCUUUAUGGGCUUGCCCUCAAGCGCUCGUGAAAACGUUUUCGAACGCGACGGGUUCAAAAUCACGCUGGACGGUCGGGCCGGAUACGCUCUCGUCAACCUUACUAGUCGACGUGCCGAGAUUCUGACUCGGUUGGAGGAGGAAGUGCGCCAGUAUGAUGAUCUAGUCGUGGGCGAUUUCGAGGACACCUACUUUAAUCUCUCUCUGAAGAUGCAUCUCACAUUCCUCUGGGCAGCCCGCUACUGUUGCCGGCGUCCCGGCUUCAUGUUCCUCGACGACGACAUGGCAUUCAAUGAGAAGCGCCUUUACACUGUGCUGGCUAAUCUACCAUUUGAGUGGCGACGCACAGUUGCUAUUGCGAGAACUCGUCGAACAAGUCGUACAAUGCGUCCUAGCGAAUCUUCCGGUGACCGGAAGUGGGCACUCACGAAACAGGAAGUUCCAUGGCCAGUGCAUGCACCCUACGCUAAUGGUUACUUCUACAUGCUUGGCUACGACCAUGUGGCAGAUCUGGCUUUGGCCAUGUUCUUCACUAAGCCCAUUCUCAUUGAUGAUGUCUGGUUGGGCCUAGUGAUGCACAAGCUUGGUCUCCAGUUUCAAUUACCGGAUUGGAUAAAUUACACUUUGCACCAUCAAACCGAUGUGACCAAAUUUAUUGCAUUGCCCCUUAAAUCACUGCUCAGUUCUUCUGCAUAA